GAAGCUCAUCCCCGGAAGUAAGUAGGCCAACCGGAAAGAGCCAAGAAGGAAAGGAGACGCCCCACUCUUGCUACGGUGGCCUGAAAGGAGUGCCGGAAGCGAAACGAAGAGUCGGGGACCUGCUGGCCAGUUAUAUCCCAGAGGACGAGGCGCUGAUGCUACGGGAUGGACGAUUUGCUUGUGCCAUCUGUCCCCACCGACCUGUACUGGACACCUUGGCCAUGCUAACUGCCCACCGUGCAGGCAAGAAACAUCUGUCCAGCCUGCAGCUUUUCUAUGGCAAGAAGCAGCCAGGAAAGGGAAUGGAGCAGAAUCCAAGACAGCAGAAUGAAUUGAGGAGAGAAGAGACCAAAGCUGAGGCUCCUCUGUUAACCCAGACUCGACUUAUCACCCAGAGUGCUCUGCACAGAGCUCCUCACUAUAACAGUUGCAGCCGCCGGAAGUACAGACCAGAAGUCCCUCGUUCUUCCGUCUCCCAUUCCCCUUUGCCACCCCCAGAGGUUGAACUCCAAAGUGGGCAGAUCAGUAGAGAACUUGAGCCUGGGGCUGGCCUACAGGCCAAGGAGUCAGCAACUGUCUCAUCCCCUGCACCUAUGAGCCCCAAGAGAAGACGAGCCUUGGACCAUUACCUCACCCUUCGAAGCUCUGGAUGGAUCCCAGAUGGACGAGGUCGAUGGGUAAAAGAUGAGAAUGUUGAAUUUGACUCUGAUGAGGAGGAACCCCCUGACAUCCCCUUGGACUGACACCCCCCUCUCCCCAUUCAAUUCAAAUAAACUACAGUGGGCACUGGGAGCCUAACUUUC
Messenger RNA from Diceros bicornis minor, 803 nucleotides. It is a transcript of the gene SCNM1, whose product is annotated as sodium channel modifier 1. The transcript is spliced from 7 exons. Gene Ontology annotation, biological process: RNA splicing. NCBI's taxonomy places the organism in Eukaryota, Metazoa, Chordata, Mammalia, Perissodactyla, Rhinocerotidae. Gene Ontology annotation, cellular component: nucleus. Bases 156 to 743 code for a protein of 195 amino acids. The record is from RefSeq and is a predicted model, not a curated record.